ACUUUGCUGCAUUGUGCAUACGAGGGUAUUUAAAUGCAUCCUCUCCCUUACCCACUUUUGAUACUCCUUCUUUCUUCUUUCCGUCAAGAAAUCGCAAGACCAGACUCAAAAAUGAUUGAAGUGGACGUCUUCUGGAGCUUCUCCUUUGGGGCCGUGUUUGCAGCCAGCGCCGCAGGGUCCCUUAAGAACACCGACACCCCUUGGUACACACCCUCUUUCGUCUAUACCCUCCUCUUCCUCUCUCUCAUCUUUGCGCCCUCAGGUCUCUACCUCCUUUGGGACAACCCUGGCUGGGAGUCGAUGUUCGUCCUUGGCGACAAGAAUGAGAUCCAUGCGAUCUUGCCCACUGUCUUUGCCUUCACAAACGUUCUUCUCGGUAUCAUUGGAUACUAUAUUACCUACAGAGCAAUUCGAAAGCACCGACACGAGCCCCAGUUGAACAUGUCGGUUUUUAUGCCGAUGAUACACGCGUACACGAUCUUCUGUGCGAUCCUAGGACUGGGAUAUAACCGAUUCAUGUACCCGUCCGACUAUGUGGCCUGGAGGGCUGGCAUCGUUUACCCUUUGACCACAUUCUUCACGUCCAGGAUCUUGUUCACGCUCUUGGCCAUGGGUGUCGUACUGCUGCCUGCUGCAUACAUUCCGUGCUAUGUCUGGCUGAAGAACGAAACAUUGGUGACCCCAGGAGAUAAAUCGCGUCUCCUGAAUGCAUCUUUGUAUUAUAUUAUCCAGGGCAUGGUCGCCGUUACUGGAGUGUUUAGCACAUAUACCGUCUUGAACUAUGAAAGAAAUCCGAAGCUGUCCUUUGCCGACAACGUUUGGCAAUUGUUUGAUCAUGGCAACAUCCUCGACAGAAAUAGCGUGUGGUCGCCUCUCCUGGGCUUCUGGGUAGCUGAAAUCGCGGUCAUGUUCUUGGUUUUUGUGCCCAUCUACUUGGUCCCGACUGUCCGUGCAUCCGCCUCAAGACAAAAGUCACUCAAAACACAAUAAGAAGGCGUUAUCCGUGAUUGAGUAAUAAAUCGAUUGGUGCUUUGUCGCCAAGGAAUUGUGCAGUUUUUU
Gamsiella multidivaricata is the source of this 1059-nucleotide messenger RNA. RefSeq lists its product as uncharacterized. Lineage: Eukaryota; Fungi; Mortierellomycota; Mortierellomycetes; Mortierellales; Mortierellaceae. Bases 34 to 990 code for a protein of 318 amino acids. The transcript has 4 exons. The record is from RefSeq and is a predicted model, not a curated record.